AUGUGGCGCGAUCGUACAAACCUAAACAAGUACGCUGUCGGUGCCUCCGGGCCCAGCAGUACGCCCUACACGGACCAUGCAUCCGAGGACAGCCGCGGGCUCCUGUCGGCCGGCGCAUUUGACAGCGAUGGCGACGCCGUCAUAGAGAUGGACCUCCUCCCGCCGCGGUGGGCCGACAUCUCGGCCGAGAUCACCGACUUGCUGGCCGAUAUUGCUCUCAAGGGCCAGAAGCUGGAUAAGCUGCACCAGAAGCACGUCUUGCCCGGUUUCAACGAUGAUGACGCCAAGAGGGUCGAGGAGAGGCAGAUUGAGCAGCUCACUCAAGAAAUGACGAAGGGGUUCCACGAAUGCCACCGGUGCAUCCAGCGCAUUGAGCAGAUGUCCGAUGCCGACCGGUCCUUCUCUCAGUCAACGCUACAGGCCGCCUCGCAGCAAAAGAUGAUGCAUCAGUCAAGCAACGAUGCCGUCAUCGCCCAGCGCGAGCGCGAGAUUGAGGACAUUGCCCAGGGCAUCAUUGAGCUGUCGGACCUGUUCCGCGACCUGCAGACCAUGGUUAUCGACCAGGGCACCAUGCUCGACCGCAUAGACUACAACGUCGAGCGCAUGCACACCGACGUCAAGGGUGCCGAGAGGGAGGUCAAGAUAGCUUCGGGGUAUCAGCGCCGUACAACGAAGAGGAAGAUUAUACUCCUCCUUUUCCUCAUCGUCGCCGGACUAUUUAUACUCCUCUUGAUCAAGCCCAAGGGAGGUUAA
Messenger RNA from Geosmithia morbida, 753 nucleotides. RefSeq names its product syntaxin 16. The transcript has 3 exons. The record is from RefSeq and is a predicted model, not a curated record. Gene Ontology annotation, biological process: vesicle fusion; vesicle-mediated transport; intracellular protein transport. Bases 1 to 753 code for a protein of 250 amino acids. Gene Ontology annotation, cellular component: endomembrane system; membrane; SNARE complex. Gene Ontology annotation, molecular function: SNARE binding; SNAP receptor activity. NCBI's taxonomy places the organism in Eukaryota, Fungi, Ascomycota, Sordariomycetes, Hypocreales, Bionectriaceae.